Molecule: messenger RNA, 4333 nt
Organism: Bombina bombina (fire-bellied toad)
Lineage: Eukaryota; Metazoa; Chordata; Amphibia; Anura; Bombinatoridae
Product: ras-related protein Rap-2c-like
Exons: 1
Coding region: 563-1201 (212 amino acids)
Molecular function (GO): GTP binding; GTPase activity
Source: RefSeq, a predicted model, not a curated record
ACUGAGCACAUCACUGCUGUCUGUCUGUCUGUCUCCAUCCUCUAUUUCUCCAUAGUCUUUAUAUUAUACAUCUGUGUCUGUGUGACCACCACAGUGACCCUCCCAGCCGCAAGACCAAGCUGGACACUGCAGAGGAUCAGCACCAAGGACAGAAGCGCGGACCACCUGUACUAUUGAGCAGGGUCCCAGAUUCAGCACCUUGGACAGCGCUCUCUACUACCUGCUGUGUGCCCCAUCAAUAUCAUAAGGGCUCAAGAGCAGUCAAUGACCCCAUAUACGGACAUCAGCAGCCAAUACACCGUGUGCAAAGUUUCAAAAGUCUAAGGACACCUGCUGCAGCCUGUUCACCAAAUAGGACCCAAGCUAAAGCCUAUACAGUCUGUGGAACCUACUAGGCACAAGCUUUGCACAGCACCAUCUAUUGCCAAGAUCUGAGCCACCAGUCAACAUUCAGUGCAUAGCACCAACAGUCUCAGAACCCCCCAAAAAGCCUUCACACCCCAUCUACAGCUUGUUCACCACUUGCAUCAAACUGGCACAACUCCCGGACCGCCCUAAAGCCAUGUCCCUGUCUGUGCCCCCCGCAGACAGUCUCAAGCUCCUAGUCCUGGGGGCAGCUGGGGUGGGGAAAACUGCCCUGAUCCAGCGCUUCUUGCACGACAGCUUUGAGCCCCGCCACAGGCGCACAGUAGAGGAGCUGCACUGCCUGGCGCCUGUCCCCGGGGCUCUUCCCAUUCGCCUGGAGAUCCUGGACACCAGCGGGAGUUACUCCUUCCCAGCCAUGCUCAAGUUGAGGAUCCGCCAGGCAGACGCCUUUCUCCUGGUCUUCUCACUAAAUGACCAGGACACAUUCCAGGAACUGGAGCGGCUGAGGGAAGAGAUCUUGUUGGUCAGGGGCGACCUGGAUGCACCUAUGGUAGUGGUGGGGAACCAGACUGACCUGUUCCCAGGGGUAGACACUGGACCUGGGCAGCUUCUCUCAGUAGAAGCAGCGGCAGUUGCUGAGCUGCAGUGGGAAUGCGGAUAUCUGGAGACCUCGGCCAAGCUGGACCACAGAGUGCGAGACGUGUUCCAAGACCUCCUCCGCCGGGUAAACCUUCCUUGUUUGCUAAGUCCCGCGCUAGAGAGGCGCAGAGCCAGCGCGGAGCCAGAGAAAAGGCAGCAUAGGAGGAGGAGGCAGCACAAUUGUAUGGUGUCCUAGAGGUGCUUACAGCUGCAUUGUACUUUAUGGUGCCCUAGAGGUGCUUACAGCUGCAUUGUACUUUAUGGUGCCCUAGUGGUGCUUACAGCUGCAUUGUACUUUAUGGUGUCCUAGAGGUGCUUACAGCUUCAUAGUACUUUUAUGUUGUCCUAUAAGUCCUAUAUGGAGACCGAAGGAUGACGAAGGUCAUAGUGUCCCAAAGGUGCACAAAGGCAGCUACAACUGUAAGUGUCCUUGAUGGCUGGAACCAUUAGGACUGACCUGAAAUCUUAAUUGUAUUAUUGACAAGACUCGAGGAACUACUCAUCCAAGUUGCUUAGCUUAUUGUCUAAGACUGCAAAUAACUGACCCAGAUGCGGUGUGCCCAGGUGCAGGGCUGCCCCCUAUAGGAACUAACAUGGUGCGUAACCACAGUGUCCAUAGAGUCUGACUCCCUGGUACCUCUAGGACAAAAGAUCAAACGAUGUUCAUGUAUCAACUGAACUAAAUAUUGUCUUAGAGUUGCUUCAUCAGUGAAAGAGACAGAACUGGCAUUUACCCAGACACUGGCAGCCACCUGUUCCAAUGGUGACACAAUGAAAGUGACAUCAUUCAGAGGAAUCAGAGACAAUAACUUUUACCUGUAAAAGCAAAUACAUAAACUUGUCCUCAGAUAAGAAUCUUUUUUAUGUAUAUACCCAAAUCUGAUAAACCAUAUUGUGUAUAAACAUAAUUGACUGUGUUACACCGAAGUCAGGGGUUGUUUGGGAAGGCUGAUAGACUUUAGGUGCACUUACAAAGGUGGUCCCUGCUUGGGCUGUUCAAUAGCGCAGUCACUGAUAUAGACCUACCCAAGUAAUCUCUGAGUAGUGAAGCUGAGAAUCACUUUAAAGGGACAGUCUACUCCAGAAUUUAUAUUGUUUAAAAAGAUAGAUAAUCCCUGUAUUACCCAUUCCCCAGUUUUGCAUAACCAACACAUUUAUAUUAAUACGCUUUUUUUUACCUCUGUGAUUACCUUGUAUCUAAGCCUAUGCAGACUGCCCCCUUAUUUCAGUUAUUUUGACAGACUAGCAUAUAAGCCAAUCAGUGUUGACUCCUAGGAAACUGCACAGAAUUGAGCACAACGUUAUCUAUAUGACACACAUCAACUAGCAGCCUUCAAGGUCUUAGAAAAUAGAAUAUGAGCCUACCUAGGUUUAGCUUUCAACAAAGAAUACCAAGAAGACAAAGCAAAUGUGAUAAAAGUAAUUUAGAAAGUUGUAUAAUAUUGCAUGCCCUAUCUGAAUCAUGAAAGUUUAAUUUUGACUAGACUGUCCCUUUAAGUAACAUGGUAACCUAGGUGUGGCACCGUCUGUGCACAGAUUAAAAACCAGAAUAAGGCUAGCAGUCGUUAUCAUACAUAAGGGUCCAUAAAAAUCCUUUAGAAAACCUUAGGAAUUCAUUUAUAUACAAAAAUUCCCUUACAAUUUACAUUUUUCUACAGGAAUUUUGAUUGACCCUAUAGCUUUUCAUUCUUACACCGUGCUUCUUCUACAAAGACCACUCCUGAUGCCAGCUAGAAAUUUUCUUUGCAGUUAGUUAUUCCCAGCAACCCCCCCCCCCAUGCAACAACCAACAGUAACAGUUUGUGCUAUAUCUAGAGCUGUGACACAUGGUAGUGCUAGUGUAGUAUUACUAGCUAUACCCUCUAUGGGAAGUAAUAUCUACUGAAGCUGAGAAGGAAAAUAUUUACUUUUACUAAGCUCCAGCCUCCUCCUGGAGUUUUCUAUAGACCAAACUCUCUAUAGAGAGACAAACUAGGAAGUGUCAGCUAAAUCCAAGGAAAUUGGCACUGCCCUAUGAGUCAGCCUUAAAAAAUAUAUGAGUAUUGUCUUAGAAAGCAUAGAGAUUUCAAGAUAUGUUUGUAUUGUUUUUUUUAUCUUUUGUUAAUUGAUAUAUGUUGUAUUGUUUGAUAUACUUUGCAGUAAAAGUCAAUUUAAUCUUAAAAACAAGUUUUUAUUUUUAUUAUUUCCAAAAACCAACUAUUUCAAGAUUCUAUUGUACAGGGUAAGUUAAUUUUAGUUCUGACCUGUUUCCUGAUGACAGAGUGCAAAACCUGGAUAUGUUAAAGAGUUAUAUUUUCUACUAGUGUGUCAUAAUAUUCAGUUUAAUUAGAGAGAAAGACACAGGUACCUAGACACUCAGGUAGAUAGAUGUACAGAUGGUGUGAAUGGAUAGAUGAUAGUUGGGACUGUGGGUGAAUAGAUAGACAGACAGAUAAUAUAUAAGCAGGUGAAUGCAUGGGUGUGUAGAUAGAUAAACAGAACGUUGGUCAUGCUGGAGAAUGGAUAGAUGAGAGACAGAUAGAUAGACACACAGACAGACAUGAUCCGAAUGGGUAGCUAGAUAUACAGACAAAUAGAUAUAUAGAUAGAUAGAUAGAUAGAUAGAUAGAUAGAGGGAAAGAAAGGUACAGACAGACAGCCAGGCAUAUAGAUAAAUAGAUAGACAUAUAUAGAUUGAGUAAUAAAUAGAUAGAUAAACAGAAAAAGAGAGAGAUAGCGAUAGACAGAGAUAGAUAGAUGAUAUAUAUAUAUAUAUAUAUAUAUAUAUAUAUAUAUAUAUAUAUAUAAAAAUGAUAAACAGAUAUACUGUAUAUGUUAAAUAGACAGAUAGAAAGAUAAAUAUGGAGCAAUAGAUUGAAAGAAAAAUACAGACAGGCAGACAGAUAUAGAUAGAUAGAUAGAUAGAUAGAUAGAUAGACAGGUAGAUAGAUAGAUAGACAGAUAGACCGUCCGAUAUAAGGACAGACAUUUUUUUAUGCUAGCAAACGAAUCAAACAAACAUAAAUCAGUAGGUCAGUUCCCCUUUUUUUGGCCAGUACAACAUAUUUGUUUUUGAACGCAUUAAAUCCAUUAAACAAUGGAGAUCAGUAAAUCAUUAAACAAGCUUAUAAAACAAUUCUUAACUCUUUAGGCUACCAUCAAGAGCUUCUGUACAAGGAGCUGAGACUCUUAUUAGCAUCUUGUGGAUUAAUGAAUUCAAUUGUCUACAAACCAAUUCAAUAACUUGUUUCCCUGAUAAUUAUUUUACAAAAUAUUUUGACAUUUAUGUCUCUCUUUUUUUAUUUUGAUUAAAAUGAGAAAUGAAAAAAAAUAAAGGAUCAUGAAAAGA